Carcharodon carcharias (great white shark) is the source of this 3923-nucleotide messenger RNA. It is a transcript of the gene thg1l, whose product is annotated as tRNA-histidine guanylyltransferase 1-like. The transcript has 8 exons. Gene Ontology annotation, biological process: tRNA modification. Lineage: Eukaryota; Metazoa; Chordata; Chondrichthyes; Lamniformes; Lamnidae. The coding region runs from base 256 to 1206 and encodes 316 amino acids. Gene Ontology annotation, molecular function: magnesium ion binding; tRNA guanylyltransferase activity. The record is from RefSeq and is a predicted model, not a curated record.
CAAGCGGCCCCACCCCGACUCGCCGACCCGAAAAUUCUACCCCAUAUCUCACAGGGUCUGAGAGGUGAACCACCAUCCUAACAGGAAGUGGUUCCGCUCGGAGUCUGAGCGCGUGGCCUGCGGUUCUGCGCAGCCUCAGAGCGGCCCACCCGGAACCAGACUGUGGGAUGCGAGGGAAGCGUAACGGGUGCUUUCUAAUCUUGGAGCAGGUUGGUUGAUAGUCUGGAGCUGUUUACUGACAGAGAAGACCACCUGAUGCUGUAUGGGGCAUAUUUGAAACGACUUUUAAAAGCUGCUAUUGCAGCUGGUCUUUCCAGAUGCAAUAGGAAAACAAGUGCAGUUGGAUGUGGAUUCCAUUGGGUCAUGCAACACAUGCGUGCUCAAAGUCACAAAACUAUGGCUAAAAGUAAAUUUGAAUAUGUUCGCAACUUUGAAGCUGAUGAUACCUGUCUGCAAAAUUGCUGGGUUGUGGUUCGACUGGAUGGCCGGAAUUUUCACAAGUUUGCAGAUCAACACGGUUUCAGAAAGCCCAAUGAUGACCGGGCUCUCCGUCUGAUGACUAAAUGCGCGUUGACUGUCAUGGCAGAACUGAAUGACGUUGUGAUCGCCUACGGCCAAAGUGAUGAAUACAGCUUUGUCUUUAAAAAGAGAACUAACUGGUUUAAGAGGAGAGCAAGCAAAUUCAUGAGCCAUGUGGUCUCCCAGUUUUCUUCCAGCUUUGUUUUCUACUGGCAAGAUUACUUUAAAGAUCAGGCCCUCUUAUUUCCACCUGGAUUUGAUGGGAGAGUUGUUCUGUAUCCUAGCAACCAGAACCUGCGAGACUACCUAAGCUGGAGGCAGGCAGAUUGUCAUAUUAAUAACCUUUACAACACAACUUUUUGGGCAUUGGUGCUACAAGGUGGUUUGUCCAACAGUGAAGCAGAAGAGAAACUGAAGGGCACUCUUGCAGGAGAAAAAAAUGACAUUUUAUUUCUGGAAUUCAACAUUAACUACAAUAACGAACCAGAAAUUUAUAGAAAAGGAACUGUGCUGAUAUGGCAUAAGGUUGAAGAAACUAUUGAUAAAAGGGUCACAAGUCCGGAUGCACCAGAGGGGAAAACUGUUGUGGUGAAAAGAACUCGUAACAAAGUACUCCCGUUUCAUGUGGAUAUCAUUGGUGAUAAGUUCUGGGAGGAGCAUUUGGAGAUCCUUGCUGAUGACAGCUAAGCAGAAGACCUCUUUUGCUCCCCCACUCCAGAUGGUGUUGAUGUGCUGGAGUACAGAUCAACAAGCACUGUUGAUGCUCAUGCUAUGCUGUCUUGUUCAGGUGGUGAUUUUUGACUGAGCUGCAGGGAAUGAUAUAUCAGCAAUAGAGGGAUGAUGCAUGACGAACAAGGCAGCUCCCUGUCUUGUUCCAAGAUACACAGGUGUACCUUCCAGUGGCGUUCACUGGUUAGCAUGCAGGAACAAGAGUCCUUUGUUUUUAUCUUUCCUUGCCUCCCUGACCAAGGCUAGCCAUCAUUCCCUGCUACUGGCUGAAGUGAACUUUGGAAGAGACUAUAAAAUUUGAGCUAGGGCCCUGACCCCAUUUAAAGUUGAAUUUAUAUGUGGCUUUUUAAUGUUUUAAUAUUAGAUGUGUUUUUGAUAAAUGUCUUUGAAUGAAGAAAUGUAAUAUUAUGGCUGUAAUUGAGUCCCAAAUUCAGGUUAAUAAUUCUCAUAUUAAAUGUUGGUAACCUUUUUAAAUGCCUUUUCCCAGUAAGUUGUGUUAGUUGGAAUUGCAUGACCUCGUGCAUGUUCAACCUAUUUCAUUAUUUAUGCACCUUACACUCUGAUACUUAGCAGUGAAGCCAAGCUGACUUACUUUGCAAACCUUUGUACAAAUUAAUGGAACAUUUCUAUCAAUUUUUUUUAGCUAGUCAUUUUUUUCUAUGUAGUCAUUAAUACCUGUAAGAGACUUCAAGGUAGAGAUAGUGGCAGCAACUGCCUUUGUGUGGGCUAAUUGGAUGCUGUGAUGGGUGGUGGGGGAGGGAUUUGCAUGUUUUCUAGGUGAAUGAUUUAAUAUGGGCCAAUGAGAACUUUUUAUGCUUGUGAUUAGCAAUGAGUACAACUUAUAUUUAUAUAGAGUUUUAAUGUAAUCAAACAACAUAAACUGCUUCACAGGGGUGUCAUCACACACAGCUUGACAACAAGCCAAAUAAGAAAAUAUUAGGUAGGACAUGUGACCUAAGCUUAGACAAAGAGGAAGGUUUUAAAGAGCAUUUUAAAGGAGGAGAGAGAGCUGGACGAGUUUAGGGAGGGAUCUUCAGAUCUUAAGGCCUAGGCAACUGCAGCCAUAGCUGCCAAUGUUGUAGCUAAGGAAAUCAGGGAUGUGCAAGAGAAUCAUAAAAGCACAGACCAUGGACAGCUGUGGAGCUAGUGAAGAUUAGAGAUAGGGAGGAGUGAUGCCAUGGAGGGAUUUCAAAACCAGGAUGAGAGUUUUAAAAAUGAGGUAUAAGAACAUAAAAUAAUGGAAUAGGCCAUUUGGCCCCCUCAAGAUAUUCAAUAAGAUCGUGGCUGAUCUGAUCGUGGCCUCAGCUCCACUCUGCUGCCUGCCUCUCGUAACUCUUGAUUCCCCUGAGAAACAAAAUUGUGUCUAACUCAGCCUUCAAUAUAUUCAAUGGCCCAGCCUCCGCUGCUGUCUGGAGUAGAGAAUUCCAAAGACUGAUGAGAGGGGCCCUGCUCAUCUCUGUCUUAAAUGAGAGAUUCCUUGGGACUGUGCCCCCUGGUUCUUGAUUCUCCACGAGGCAAAACAUCGUCUCAACAUCUUACCUGUCAAGUUCCUUAGAAUCUCAAAGAUCCUCAAAAAACUCUAAUAAAAUUGUCAAACACGAUUUUGAGACUGGGUUCUAAGGUAUACUAUUGAGAACAGGCGGGUGAUGGGAUUUGGAGUGAAUUAGUUUAUGGGUCGCAGGGUUUUGGACCAGCCUAAGUUUACAGAGUGCAAGGCAGAGGACCAGCCAGGAGAAUAGUCAAUUGGAAUAGUCAAGUCUAGUAGUGACAAAGGUAUAGAUGAGGAUUUCAGCAGUGGAAGGGUUGAGGCAGGGGCAGCGUGGGAAAAUGUUAUGGAGGUGGAGGACUUGGUGAUGGUAGAGGAUAGGCGGUUGGAAACUUAGUUUGGGGUCAUGUAGGAUACCAAAGUUAUGAACAGUCUGGUUCAGCAGCAGUCGAUAGUUGGGGAGAGGAAUGGCCUAGGUGGCCAGGGAAUAGAAUUUGUGUUGAAGUAGUUUAUUUUAAAAAUACAUGUGAUUUGUGUUCAAAGUUAUUUUAUUGAAGAGAUUUAACAGCAUUUGUGCCGUUCUAACUCUGAACUGACCACACUCUAGGAAUAUCAAACAUGUCUAGAAUGCUGACACUUGCUGUGAGCCAUGGAACAUUAGGUCAGAGCUACUGGGCAUAAAAAAUGUACCCAGCCUACUUGGAUAUUUUGACCUUGUUUGUUUUGGUUUCUUUGGGCUAUGUGGAAUAAUGCAAAGCAAAAGCAGCUGAAAUGAGUGAGAGGGGCAAAGAAGUCUGAGCUCACACUGUUGAUAGCAAACUGGAGGGCAGAAGUGAAGUCCGAGGAGACAGGUAGCACUGGAGAAAGGCAAUUUGGAUUUGUUCUUAUCUAGGACGAGCUUCAAAUACUAUUAUUUGGCCGUGGAGAGGGACAGGUGGACCUCAGGUGGAUGUGCAUUGUUGAACUGGACAUGAUUUUUAUAAAUUGCUUAAAAACAUGAGUUCAGAAUGUAUGAACAAAAUUUAGGUUUCACUAGAUAUGAUGAGACAUAUUCAAAUUAUUGAUGUCCACAACCUAACCCUGACGGUGUUCACCUUCCUCAUAGUUGCUGUGGCCUCUUAUUGCUUUGCUCUUAUAUUAUGAAUCAAUAGCUAUGUGUGAUGGAAUUUACAAUAAAACUUGAUAUGGA